GAGAAGAGGAUGUGUCAACACAGUAAAGGGAAACACAUUGUGAAGCAGAGGAAGUGAUGUCUGAGGUUGAAACCGUGCUCUGCUAGCUUCACACGUCUGCACGUCAUCGCUGGCUUGCAUUCGCAUACAUGCACACGCAUACAGAUUGACACACACAGAACCGAGCCACCGCAGACCUUUGCUGAGGAUGUGCACUAGACGAAGACAGACAGAGGACAUGGAGACAAAGAAUAUGAGGGAAUGAGCAAAGAAAACCCCAUUUAAAAAGGGAAUACAGUGGAGGAUGCAGGCGUGGUCUCUAAGGGCACAGAGCUUGUUGGUCGGCCACGAACAGAGAGUCACAAGGCGUACCUGACUCAGAAUAAACCAGACUGGGAAUCCAAUUUCAGUCAGUCCACAUACAGUCAUAGUCAUUCUGCUGGAUGCAUCCUAUAACAUUUAUGAUGAGAGUAAUCCAGUAUGUCAGAACUUAAGAUGUUUACCGAGAGAUUGAAAUCAUCUCUGGAGCCUGCACGGCUGUUAUUUUAUUCCAAGGCAGAAGGUAGCGCUCAGCCCUUCUGAAUAUUUUAGUGAAUGAGGAACCUAUCGAACGGAGAUCUGCUGGCAGUGCUGGAGAAUUUCAGUGUUCAUGGCUAGAACAAGAAACAUUUGUGCCAGUCACUUGAGUUCCCCAAAAACUCCUGACUUAUUCACACAGAUGCAGUAAAUUGGUGCGAAGGCAUAAGAAAAGGGGCAAGGGCAACUGAAAAGUCAGAGCUUCCCACAACUUCAAAUCAUGCAGUCAGACGAUCUCUUCAUCCGCAAGUUUCGAAGGCAGAGCCCACGCCCGCCCCUAGUGAGAGUGAACUUUGACCCCAAGCAGGAUGAUGGUAGCGUGCGGACACGAGUCCUGUUAGAAUGGCCCCCUAGGAGAGAGGGAGAGGGAACAAACAGCGAGAGUGUCACACCCAGUGCAGCUGCGCUGAAUCUGAGGACAGUAGGUCGUGGACACAUAAUGCAGCGCAGCAACAGUGACGUCACCCUUGGAGAUUUGGAUUCAGCGGGGCAAGUCGGGAGGAAGUUGCUCCGAGUAGGGUGCGACAAAUCUGGGACCGCUGAGUCCCUCCACCGAGAGUAUGGUAGCCUGUCCUCACUUGAAAGACAAACCCAGACUGUAGAUCCCAGUUUGGAAGAUCAAGGUGUUCUCAGUCCCAAUGCCUUGCGCUUCAGAGAUCCAUUUCUUCUGCUGGGUCUGCAAGAGGCACCUCCUGAGGUGGACGGCGUGUAUCAAGGAAACUGUGCCCCAGCAGCAGACACGUCAAAACCGGUCAAGCCCCCCAAACCAGAGGGGCUCGGGAAGAAGGCCAAACCGUCCCCUAUGCAGGCCCCUCAGUUUUCCUGUGACCAAGUCUCAGGUGGUGCUUGGGUGCGCAAUUUUGCACACUAUGAUGUACAGAGUAUCCUCUUCGACCUGUUGGAGGCUGCAACCAAUCGGGACAGCAUCGGGCGCAAGAAGAACAUCACAUCCGGAGCGUCAGCUGCUUCUCAACUCCGUCCGCUUUCACAGUCCACACCUUCCUCAUGUUUUCAGGGCGGAGGGGGCUGCUCGGGAAGCGGGACUGGCUCGGAAGAUCUAGAGCAGUCCUUGCUGGACGAAGGAGAUGGGAACGAUAAUGAUCUCCUGCUUAGCUGUCCUCACUUUCGGAAUGAGAUGGGUGGCGAGGAGAGUGUGGGGCUCGGCCUGCAGCGGGCCGGCAGGCACAGGUGGAGGAGUCUUCAAAGUCCCAACAAUGCUGUGUCCGUGUUAGAGGAGCCCAGGGAAAGCCAUGUCCAGGCACAGGGGAAAAGUAACUACUUCAUAGAGCAUGCAGACCUGGGGGCUCGGUACUAUCACAAGUACUUUUACAUGAAAGACCAUCAGAAUUUCUUUGGCAUGGACGAGCGUUUGGGGCCGGUGGCCGUCAGUUUCCGCAGGGAGGAAAAAGAGGGAUCAAGUGGGUCCCAGUACAACUACAGAAUCAUUUUCAGGACCACUGAACUGAAGACCCUGAGAGGUUCGAUCCUGGAGGAGUCCGUUCCCUCCGCAGCGCGCCACACCACGCCACGCGGCCUUUCGCCAAAGAGACUGCUGGAGUUUAUUUUGCCCGAUCUCAACCUACAUUGCCUCAGACUGGCCUCCACUUCCCCUAAAGUCAGAGACACGCUCCUCAAACUGGACGAGCAGGGGUUGAAUUUCCAGCAUAAGGUGGGCAUUAUGUACUGCAGAGCAGGACAGAGUACUGAAGAGGACAUGUAUAACAAUGAGAGUGCCGGACCAAAAUUUGAUGAGUUUCUGGACCUUCUCGGAGAGCGAGUGCGACUCAAGGACUGGGAGAAAUACAGAGCUCAACUAGACACCAAAACUGACUCCACUGGUACACACUCACUGUAUACUCGCUACCAGGAUUACGAGAUUAUUGUUACUGCUGAAUUUCGCUCUAUGGCCACACGUAUGCGGCAAGAGUACCUAAAAGACCUGGCGGAAAACUACGUCACCACAACACCCAUUGAUUCUUCCACCAAAUUCCCCCUGCUGUCGCUGGGCGGGAAGCGCAAGGAGAAGCUGAAGGGAGCGAAAGGUGCAGAGCUUCACAGCGCAGGUGCUUUAGUGUGGGCCGUCACCGUCGUUCAGGGUGGCGAGAACAACGGUCUGAGCCUAUCCUGUCUGCUCGGCGUGUCGGCGGAGUCGGUCGUGCUCAUAGAGCGAUCCACGCGAACCGUCGUGUUUAACUGCAGCUGCCGCGAUGUGAUCGGCUGGAAGGCCGUGACCGAGUCUGGAGCUCAGGGUGGCCCUUCGCUGGAUAUCUUCUACGAGAGAGGCGAGGCAGUGACUGUGACGACGUCAGAAAGCCAAGUUGAGGAUAUUAAGGAGGUUGUCCAGAGGCUGGAGCUGGUGACGCGAGGCUGUGAGGCGCGUGAGGUCACUCCCCUGCGGGACGGUGUCGGCCAGCCGGGCUUCCUGAUGAGCGAGGAAGGCUUUGUAACGGAGCUCCAGCGGUUCGGAUACGCGGAGAGCGGUCCUCCAGACGAGAACGGAAAACCACGCAGGAGUUUCUCUGAGCUCUACCAGAAGGCCAUCCAGGACGCGGAGAGCAAAUCCGGAGAGGGACGGUCAGGCGAGGCCUGGGUUCUGGAUGACGAUGAAGAAGUUGAGGUUGAUGGCGGCGGAGGAGAGAAAGAGGAGAAGAAACAGAUUGAAAAUAAGACGACAGACAGGGAAACUCCAAAGCAGGAGAUACACGAGGAGCAGAUGAGAUUUCCAGAGCCCAUGGAAACAGAUUCGCUCCUCUCUCCACCCAGCCUGCCUCUCUUACGGGCGACUUCCCUGCAGGACAGCAUGAAGAACCAGAGCCCUGAAGUCACCCCCGUCUCUCUCACACGGAGCUACUCGCUAGAAGGACACGCUCCGUACCAGGACAUCAUUGAAGGUACUUUUGUACUCGGUGGGACAAAAGAGAAAUUUGGGUGUGAUCAGGGGCCUGAAGAUAGGCCAUCGGUCAGUGAUGUGACCUUGAGAUCCUCCUGCAUGGAAAGUGCAGAAAGAAACUCCAGAGCUCUGAGCCUCCAUAACUCCAUCACUAAGAUUCUCUCAGAGACAGCCGAUUCGUCUGAGGAAGAGUGGCAGUCGAUUUCUGAUCUGGCCAACGCCUGCCGGAACAUUCUGGAAGCUUUGUCUCGAGAAGACCGGACGUCGGGAGAUGGAUCACAAGCGUCCCCAGAAACCCAGCUAGGUCAGACAGACACCAGGUUCAUAGAUAUCAAGGACAGUGACUCGCCUGGUCACCUUGAGGAGAAAGUGUCCCAGUUAGAGGCCAUGCUGAAGCGACUGCAGGAUGACCUCCAAAAGUCCUUGCCCUCUUCGCUACUUCAAAGAGCCACUGCUACUUCACAGAGCCAAUCACACAGAGGGACUGUAGAGGUAGGGCGGGACAAGCAAAAGAAACCUGUCUUGUCAUUGAGCAGGGUGAACAGAGGAGAUGAGAAGAUUGCUGGAGGGACAAUGGGCAGCCAUGCUCACUCUCAACACUAACCCACCAAUGGCAGUUAAGGAGAAAGAGGACAAGGCAAUGCUGCAAGCAGAGGUGCAAAAUCUCAGGCAGAACAACCAGCGGUUGCAGGAGGAGUCCC
Messenger RNA from Sinocyclocheilus anshuiensis, 4146 nucleotides. Its product is annotated as signal-induced proliferation-associated 1-like protein 2. Bases 776 to 4048 code for a protein of 1090 amino acids. Gene Ontology annotation, molecular function: GTPase activator activity. Gene Ontology annotation, cellular component: cytoplasm. The transcript has 16 exons. Gene Ontology annotation, biological process: regulation of small GTPase mediated signal transduction. The record is from RefSeq and is a predicted model, not a curated record. Lineage: Eukaryota; Metazoa; Chordata; Actinopteri; Cypriniformes; Cyprinidae.